This is a messenger RNA of Dicentrarchus labrax (European seabass), 1844 nucleotides long. RefSeq lists its product as uncharacterized. NCBI's taxonomy places the organism in Eukaryota, Metazoa, Chordata, Actinopteri, Moronidae. The record is from RefSeq and is a predicted model, not a curated record. The coding region runs from base 296 to 1237 and encodes 313 amino acids. The transcript has 7 exons.
UGUUAGUUGUCACGGCAACGUUGUGUAGGAGUGGGGCGCAUGUCAAAUGAGUGCAAAAGUAAUUCAGGGUCGCCUACUUGAGCUGUUAACAAGCAACAGACUUAAGAUAACUUGCUAGUUGGCUGUUGUCGGAUAACAUUUUAGGCGAACCUGUCCACACUGUCAUAUAAUGGUAAAAGAAAACACAGCUAAUGGUGCUAGUUUGUUCGCCAGUCAACUUCGUGUGGAAACAAGCCGUCGCCGCCUCGCUAGCAAACACGGCUAAAAUGGUUCGUUAGCUUAAUGAACCAAAGCCAUGUCAAGUUAUAACCUUCCGCCGGUGAGGCAUUUGCCACAAUGGACCCGAGUUGGGCGCCUCGGGAAGCCUCGCUCUCCGCGGCUUCUACCGGUGAACCAACUGCAGCCGCUGCCCGUUGUCCCGUCAGCGGACAGAGGAGUAGGGAGAGCAGCAGAGGUGUCCUGUCCCAGCGACAUGGACCCCCGCGUCGCAUCAAUGCAGAAGAAUAUCCAGUUCCUUCAGCAACAACACAAGGAGACUCUCGAGAAGCUCCACGCAGAGAUAGAGUAUCUCAGACGGGAGAAUAAAGAGUUGCAGUAUAAGCUGAUAAUGGAGCCUCCCAAGUCGAGUAGAAAAGGAAUGACACACAGUCGACGUGGCAUUAGACCACCUACUCAGGGAGUUGAAGCCCAUACGGGACUCUACCUGGAGGAGCAGCUGCAGGACACACGACCCUCACAGGACCAAGCACUGAGCAUUGGAGAGAGCAGCGAAACUCUCAGAUCUGCCAGGCAGGACCCCGGUCCAGAAGUCAAGGGGGGCCUCAUCACCUCAUUACAGCCUCUGCGAAUUCACAGCAGUCCCUCCCAUCCCCCGCGCGCUCCCACACUACAGGAGUGUGAGGUCAUCAUUCGGCAGCUCUACAAUGCUAACAGUUUACAGUCUCAGGAAAUUAUACGUGUGAAGGCUUUGCUGAGAGAUAUUGUUUUGAGCAAGAAAAUUACCCCAGAGAACCACAUUCUGACCAAGGCCUACCUUGUUGAUGGAACCCGCAAAUCUUCAGAAGAAAAGAAAUUUCCAAAACUUGGUCUCCAAACAUUUCCAGAAAAAGUGUCUGGACCCUCUCAGUCUGGGGUGGUCCUCCCAGCCCUCAAACAGAGCCUCGGCUCCUCCAUUGCAGAUAGACAGAGAAGGACCCGCGCUGUGCAGAGAGACCGUUUCAAAAGAACGGUGCAGUGACAGGAUCAAAACUACCACAGCGUCAGCUGCAUCCACCUCAGGACGGGGCUUUUCAUGGCUGACCUGUGUUUGUUGUUUUUUUACUGCUAUAACUCACAAAGGACAGUUAUUAAAAGAUUAAAACAAAAAGGUCUAUUACUUAAAAGCUUUUACAUUUGCACACAAAAAAGAUCUAGCUGUGUACUGGGAAUGGUAUUUAUUUAUUUAAUUGCUUACCAAACAGUACAUUUUAGGACAUUUUAACUAUUAGACUUCGACAUCUUUACCUUAACACUGGCUGCUUAUUUAAGCUUUAGUUUAGUUUUCACUGCACAUUUGUUGUAAUUCUGCCAAAAUGAUGGUGGAAUUGUCUGAUAUAACUAAUCAACUGUCACUUUAAAACAGUUAAGUAUUCCUAACUUUUAUUUGUGCAAGCGACCAAAGUUAAGCCUGUAAACGGACAUGCAAUAAUAAUACAGAAGAGACUACCAGGCUUAUUUCUCAGGCACGUUUUGUAUUGGUGUGUAUUUACAUUGUAUGGAGCAGUGUCAUGCUUCAACUGAGCGUUAGCAGUCAUACACCUACAGUACAACUAAACUAAACUCUAUUAAAUGGUCACAACACAAAA